ACCUCUCACCAACACUCGCAGCUCAUCAAUCUAUCGAUUUUCAGAUUCUGCGGUACCCAUGGCCCGUGUUGUCCUCUUCGUGUUCUUGUUGGCCACUCUGGUGGCGGCCUCCUGGCUCCCGCUCGCCCAAUGUGCCGAGAGGGUCACAUGCUACAACUCCGGGAGAAAGUUCACCCGAGCAAGGAUCAUCAACGCGAUCAACUCAUUAUGCGCACGCUACAAAGGUCAGACUUUCGCCGACGGCCGAAAGGUGGACCAGCGCUACGACUUCCCGUCUCCCGAGACCGGCCACAUCGACAUCUCGGCCGAGGCGUUCAGGGGGUGCUCGUUCACAAUGGACGAGAACGACUGCGGAAGGCUGCUGCGACGACCCACGGACGAAUGCAACACCGGCGGCGAGAACGGCAAGCAGGGCGGCUUCGUGGAGGACGAAUGCAGGAGGUUCAAAAUGGACCCAAAUGCAUAGAGCUUAUUGUCAGCGGAUUUUCUCUCCAGAAUUCCGGUUAUCCUUCACGCUCGAUAAGAAUGCAGUCUUGUCCAAGGAAAGACUGACAUUGUGAAUCAAUAAAUAACCAAUUCAUGUAAAA
Messenger RNA from Marchantia polymorpha subsp. ruderalis, 587 nucleotides. The record is from the annotation of a GenBank genome assembly. NCBI's taxonomy places the organism in Eukaryota, Viridiplantae, Streptophyta, Marchantiopsida, Marchantiales, Marchantiaceae.